Psilocybe cubensis is the source of this 6024-nucleotide messenger RNA. RefSeq lists its product as uncharacterized. Gene Ontology annotation, biological process: protein phosphorylation. The record is from RefSeq and is a predicted model, not a curated record. Gene Ontology annotation, molecular function: protein kinase activity; ATP binding; protein binding. The transcript is spliced from 7 exons. NCBI's taxonomy places the organism in Eukaryota, Fungi, Basidiomycota, Agaricomycetes, Agaricales, Agrocybaceae. Bases 1 to 6024 code for a protein of 2007 amino acids.
AUGGCCACCGCCGUCCUGCCCAACCCGAAGCCCUCCGCGCCCUUCCACAGGUCACCGCGGGUCGCGGCGAGCUCACCCAUCCCCUCCUCGUCCUCCUCGCACUCCCCAGAUAGCCCGGCCCCAUCCCCAGAGCCCUCGACGAAAGCUUUUCGCCGUCUCAAAUCGUCCCUCGAGCAGAGCAUCAGGACUGCUACACGUUCCAAAAAGGCCCCGCCCCCCGUCGACGAGUUUGCCACUCUCACUGCAAAGGGCAAGGGCAAGGCAAAGGAUGAGCCGCCGCCGCCCCAGGAGAAGGAGAGGGAGAAGAUGGGCAUGCUCAGAAGAGUCACCUUCCGUCGCAGGGAGUCGGCGACCCCUUCGCCCAACCCGCCCACAAACCAGGGCCGAGUCGCGGGGGUCACGAGUUUCAUCACACCGUCAAUGAGGCUUGCCUCCAUGUCCUCGCCCGCCCUGCAUUUGUCAUCCCAGGCACUCCCCUCGCCAAAGUCCCAGCCUGCUGUCCCCCUGUCCUCAUCGAGCAACACAGAUGGCCUCGUGUCUCCUACACGACAACGCUCCUCCAAGCCCAGCCUGCAGCUAAACACACAUGCACAGCACUCCGCCGCCUCCAAGGAGCCCUCUACUCGCCAUCGAUCCUCUUCAAAGUCCAACGCACCCGUUCCACCGUCCCCCUCAUCGCCCUCUCUUCCCCUGCACGGUUCAUCCACCCCUACUCGCCCACGCAAAGAUCGAGAUCGAGAUACCCCAGAUACCCCUUCUCCUCGAGGAAACGGACACCUCGCACGGGGUACGUCUCUGCGACCAUCGCCCAUCACCCCACGUGCAGCGCCUUCCAGUGCCCUCCGUCCCCGAUCCCCUUCAGCUGCCACCAGAUCCACCCAAGUCACUCCUCCAAGAGGAUUAACCUCGGCCUCCGCAACCCAUCUUCCGCUCACAUCCUCACCGAGUCCCCCUCCGACGCCGACCCGCCGGCGUCCCUCACUAGACCCUUCCAAGCGUCCCUCCUUAGAUGCACCCCGUCGGCCGUCCAUAGACGCUACACCACGCCGUUCAUCUCGCGAUUCACCUAUCGGUUUGCGAAGAAAUGAAUCCCCAUCACCGUCGCCCGUUAUCCGGCCGAGAGCAAUAUCACCAACUCAGCGUUCUUAUGCGCAGAAUAGACAUUUCAAUAUAUCUUCGGGUUCCUUGGUUCUGUCAAAUAAUCAUCCACCUCCUACUCCUACUCGGGGCGAGGACGCCACGCCCCGAGAUCUCAUCCGCACGGCCACGACCCUGAUCUGCAAGCAGGUACAGAAGCCACCUCAUCACAUGUGCCGCACCGAGCAAGGGAUAAGAGAUUGGGAAGAAGUCGAGGUCAGGACUAGAAAUCUUGUUCGCCUUGAAAAAGGUUGGGCGAAAGGUGUUGCAUCAACGGCAAGACGGAGUUCUGUGGAUGUCACCUCUUCGGGUUUAUCAGGAGAGGACAAGGAACGAAAACUGUUUUGCGAGGCACUAAGAGAUGGUUAUGUGUUAUGCCAAUUGAUGAACAAGUUACGACAAAGUUCGAUUGUGCGCCCAGACGCGCGUGAAGACGGCGUUGUACGCACAGCAAACGUGACCAAAUUUCUCGCGGCAUGCGCGUCGUAUGGGCUACCGUCUGAGGAUCUCUUUUUACGCGACGAUUUAAUGGAGAUUACGAAUAAUAAAGAUGCAGCGGUUAGAGUAGCGAAGACGGUUAUCAAACUGGUCGCGUUUUCCGAAGAGAGUGAAGAAGAUCGGAUACGUGAGAGGCAGAAGGGGAAGUGGAUUAGGGGUGGUGGCAUGAGUCCCUCUCAUUCGCAUUCGCAAUCUUCAGGGGGUGGUCAGCUCUCGUCUUCAGCGUCUACGUCGGGGAGUAGAAGUCCAUACGGCACGAUUGGUUCAAUAUCCUCGCGCGGGUCAGCUUCAACACCGAAUUUGUUGGCAGCCCAUCAAAUAUACCAACCCCCAUCAUCCCCAACGCGUAAACGGUGGAGCCCGCCCGAGGACAUGACACCUUUGCGAUCAAGUAGCCCAGAGAAUAGCGUCCACGGGAGUGGAUCUGGGUCGGGGUCGACAGUUGCCGAUGCUACGGCAAGAGAAGCCAGUCGGUCGAAGCUAGUAAUUAACUCACAGAAGGGAGCCAAGGUGGUUAGAGGACGAGGCACCUAUGAGUUUGAGGAGGAAGAAACAGGGGAAGAAGAUGAAGAUGCCGGAGAGGAGGCGGAGUUUAAAACAGCGCCGGUCCCUAUGAUGGGACCACCACCGCCGCCCCGCUCUCCUCUGCGCAAGCCGUCCAUGAAACGCGUCGAGGAUGCAUCAGGUUUGGCACUCGCAAAUUCGAGGGUCACUUCGUCUUCUCCGAAUAAGACGCCCGUGACGGCGGCGGUAACACCGACGAAACGCAGGGUUUCUGCCUCUGCAUCUUCCACUUCCGGAGGACUCACAGCAUCUCCUUCUAUUUCCACCUCUGGUACAGUAGCAGUACCUACGUCACCUUCUCUACGUGACUCCAUAGCAGACUCAACCAGAGCAUCCAUAGGAGAUGCGUCUAUCAGGGAUGAACUGAUCCUUCCUUCUACUAGUAGGCCAGGGCAUGGAUAUGGACACCCUCCACACCCUGGUUCUCCAGGCCUCGGUUCUGGGCUCUCGCAGCAAAGGAUGCAGAUGCGACAGAGUAUUGCAUCGUCCGCGCUGUCAGUCGCUGUAUCGGAAGCAGAGACGACGUUGACAAGCGCCAAGUCGAGUUUGUUGGAUGGCGGGAGGAGUAGUAGCUUGUUUGGAGGUGGGCAAAGUGCGGGCAAUGGGUAUGGUUAUGGAUACAGCGGCAGUACUGGAAAUGGAAAUGGCAAUGGCAGCCACCACAAGUACGGCACGAUCAGAACGGUGACGACGGAUUUCACGAGCGAGGCACCGUCGAUAUCGAGGACUGAGGGAAGUGCGAUGAGCGAGGAACUCGAGGCAAUGCUGGCGAUGAAGCGCCGGGUAUCGGGUGAUAGUCUGGGGAACAGUAUUGGGAAUGGUAAUGGAAACGGGCAUGGGAAAUAUAGCAGGGAGCGAAAGUUGAGUGAAGCACCGUUAUUGGACCUGUCGCGAGUAGCGGAGGAAGCAGAAGAGACCGUAUCGUCAAAGGGACAGCGUGGUGCGUAUACGAAGAGGGCGCCGAUGGUGUUGCAAGGCAGGUCGAGAUCGCAGGAGCAGAAUAUCUUUCCUCCUCCAACCGGCGACAAACCAACUGCUGUGUACCUGCGAAAGGGGAAAUGGCCUGAUGACUUUCUCGAUGCGUUCCAAGCGCCUGUGAAUCCUGCUUCUUCUUCUGCCCCUAUAUCUUCCUCUUCGCAACCGCAAAAUAAGACUCAACCUCAAUCGAUCCCCGCCAAAUCACAGCAUCAUCAUCAACGUCAUCCAUAUUUGCAGGACAGAGAGGAAUCGCCGUCGCCGUCACCCUCGACACCCGUGUCAAUAUCACCGCCGCGGAAGCUGGCGAUUGUCUCGAGGAGAGUAUCUGGAGAGGGUGUGGGAGAUGGGCCGUAUGCGCAGUUGCCUAGGAGGCCGACACAUAGGCCCAGGCAUAGUAUAGAUUCACCUGUUGGAGUGGGCGGAGGGAAUGGCGGAUUGAAUGGGAAUGUAGGAGGGAGUGUGCUUCUGCCGAAAGAGUCAAUAUUGCGGCGUGAAGCAAGCCCUGACAGUGCCUCUGUGUCUUCGUCGGGCAGAGUCGUGAUCAGGCGAAAUAGUACCAAACCUGGAGUUGGAUCUACCUCAGCUAACAGCGGCGUCUCUGGGCGGAUGGCGAAGGGUAGCAAUGGCCUGGAGGACCCGCCUAGCUCCGCCGGGAGCGUGCCUUUUCCCCGGUCGAUUUCUGCGUCGGGGGAUCCUUCGCCUCGAUCCUCAUUUGGUGAAAAUGUGGGCGAACAACCGCGCAUGGUCAGGGGCAGAUUCCAGAGUGAUGUGGAAGGGAGUGCUAGGAGAAAGGCGAGGCCGAGCUCGUAUGAUGAGUUGGGUGGAAGACCACAGCGUUCGAGAUUUGAAAGUAUGGUGAAUUUGGGUGUUGCAUCUGGUACGACAAGUGCUAGCGAUUUGAUGUCUCGAGACUCGAUAGAUGGGAGCGCAGUCAGGAUGAGGCUCGUGGUACGGGAAGAUGGAAAGCCGCCAACGCAUUUUCAAUUGGGGAAUUGCAUUGGACGUGGUCAAUUUGGGUCGGUGUAUCGUGCAUUGAAUCUCAACACCGGGCAAAUGGUCGCCGUUAAGCGUAUCAGAUUGGAGGGCCUCAAGGAGGAGGAGGUUACUACCCUCAUGCGAGAAGUUGAUCUCGUCAAGAGCUUGUCUCAUCCAAGCAUAGUCAAAUAUGAAGGCAUGGCACGAGACGAUGACACACUGAGCAUCGUUCUAGAGUAUGCUGAGAACGGAUCCCUCGGUCAGACGCUCAAAUCAUUUGGCAAGCUCAACGAAAAGCUGGUUGCCAGCUACGUGGUAAAGAUCCUCGAGGGUUUGCACUAUCUCCAUACUAGCGAUGUAGUGCAUUGUGAUCUAAAGGCGGCUAAUAUAUUGACGACCAAGAACGGGAACGUGAAGCUUUCUGAUUUUGGAGUUUCGCUUAAUCUCCGAGCGAUGGAGAGGGAGAUCAAGGACGUUGCUGGGACACCGAAUUGGAUGGCACCAGAAGUUAUUGAACUGAAAGGGGCCUCUACAAAGUCGGAUAUCUGGUCUUUGGGGUGUACCGUGAUCGAGCUUUUGACAGGCCGACCACCAUAUGCUGAUAUUGCCAAUAGCAUGUCUGUGAUGUUCCGAAUUGUUGAAGACGAAAUGCCACCCAUGCCAGAAGGUUGCUCAGAGCUACUGAAAGACUUCCUGGAGCAGUGUUUCCAUAAGGAUCCUACACGCCGACCUGAUGCAGAGACUCUGUGUGAGCAUCCUUGGCUAAAAAACAACUGGGUAGCUCUCAAGGAGCUGCGGCCACAGGAUAGCAUACCUUUCCUGCGGCGGGUCAGCACGGAUCUUCAUAAAUCGGAUGCUGUCAGAUAUCUAGCGCAGAUGGAUUUACCUGAUACUCCAAUUUCUGGAUCGCCCAUGCGUGAUUCCCCUAUGGGACGUCGUACCUCUGCGUCAUCUGUGCGACCAGUUGAACCCGACUUUUUACCCCGCGAACACACAUUUGUAAAGACUACCUUUAGCAAACCGAUGGUGUGUCGGGUGUGUUUGGCCAAUGUGAAAAAAAGCGCGGUUUUAUGUUCUCAAUGCAGUCUCAUAUCACACGCAAAAUGCGCUAUUAAUGCCCCUCCGACUUGCGACCUUCGAGCGCAACUGCUUUUAUAUGCGCAGUAUGCGGAAAAGGGAAACCCCGCUAGCGCAUACUCCAAUCCCGCAGAGGGUCUUGAUGUGGGUCAAAACGUCGCCAUGUCAGAUGUGCCUUUUGUCGAGCAUAACACUCCAAGGACCAGUGUGGAUUCGCCACAGCCUCCUCUAUUGGCUUCAUCCAAUGCGGUCGACCACCCGCCAACUGCAUUCAAAUUCAUGGCCGCAUUCAAGCGAUCUCGCUCCAAUCUAUCACCCGAGCCUGCUGCAGCGUCUGCUUCUUCAUCACCUGUUCCAACACCUCCCUCUAAAGACUCGGACGAUGCUCCUGCCAAAAGGCGCGUGCUUCAGAGGCGCUCAGAUCGCCCUCAGUCUAUGACCAGCAAUAGUACGACGCUGAGCAGUAUGCGAAGUGCCGCUACUGCCGCCGAGAGUUUUUCCAGUCGACAGAACACUGGACCACGAUCGCAUAUAUCCGGUGGUGCCGAGUCCGACAAGUCCAAAAGACCUGCUUCAGAGGGUGGGUUGUUGGAUAAGUCACGAUCUAACAAAGCUGCUCCUUCUGGGCGGCUGGAGAAUACGACCACCACGAAAACUAGAACGACACAUAACGACUUACAUGAUGAUAUCCACACAAAUAAUCUGCCAGGAGCUCUUCCUAUAGAUCCUCGCAAUAGGAACAAGAAACAAAAAAAUAAUAAGUCGCCAUCUUCCUCUUCUUGUAACCUUCAAUAA